Messenger RNA from Impatiens glandulifera, 1701 nucleotides. RefSeq names its product protein ZINC INDUCED FACILITATOR-LIKE 1-like. Gene Ontology annotation, molecular function: solute:potassium antiporter activity. The transcript is spliced from 17 exons. Gene Ontology annotation, cellular component: plant-type vacuole membrane; plasma membrane. Gene Ontology annotation, biological process: transmembrane transport; regulation of stomatal closure. NCBI's taxonomy places the organism in Eukaryota, Viridiplantae, Streptophyta, Magnoliopsida, Ericales, Balsaminaceae. The record is from RefSeq and is a predicted model, not a curated record. The coding region runs from base 153 to 1619 and encodes 488 amino acids.
UCGUAAGCCAAAACUUGAAGACAUCCUUUUAGUAUUCGUGGGUCAUUGACCGAUUCUCAACCAGCCACUUUGUUUUCUAGCUUCGUUUCUACUAGUUAGAGAUACCCAUUUAGAAUUCCAAUAAGCUGAAACUCGUAUCUUCCGGAUUAGAGAUGAGAGAAUCAGAAAGGGAAGAACUUGAAGUGCCAUUGUUGAGAUUGAAGAAUGGAUUCCAUGAGAAUUGCCCUGGUUGUAAAGUUGAGCAGGACAAAGAGAUGCAAACGGGUUUUCCAAUUAAAGGGUUUUUUACGAUAUGGAUGGUGGUUCUUUGCACAGCUCUCCCGAUUUCAUCUCUUUUUCCAUUUCUUUACUUUAUGAUAAGGGACUUUCAUAUUGCUGAAAAAGAAGAAGAUAUUGGUUAUUAUGCGGGUUAUGUAGGUUGUUCGUUUAUGCUUGGGAGAGCUCUCACAUCAGUCUUUUGGGGAGUAAUAGCUGAUCGAUAUGGACGAAAACCAGUCAUAAUUAUCGGCACUAUCACAGUGGUUAUUUUCAACACUCUUUUUGGUCUAAGUGUUAACUUUUGGAUGGCUGUCAUUACAAGAUUUCUACUUGGCAGCUUAAAUGGUUUACUUGGGCCAAUAAAGGCAUAUGCUGUUGAAAUUUUCAGUGAAGAAUAUCAAGCUUUGGGUGUUUCAACUGUUUCAACUGCAUGGGGAAUAGGAUUAAUCAUUGGUCCUGCAUUGGGAGGCUUUCUUGCUCAGCCCGCAGAGAAAUAUCCAACUAUCAUUUCUAAAGAUUCUUUAUUUGGGAGGUUUCCUUACUUUUUGCCCUGCCUUUGUAUAUCGGUUUUUGCACUUGUCGUGACUAUUCUGGCAUUUUGGAUACCGGAAACAUUGCACAAUCACAAUACAGGUGGUAAAAAACUUCAUGAUUCAUUUGAAGCACUUGAAGCUAUGCCAUCUUCUCCCACACUAAGGUCAUUAAAAGAAAUGGAAGACUUUGAACCUAAAUCUGAAAGUCUCUUCAGGAAUUGGCCUUUAAUGUCUGCAAUCAUUGUCUACUGUAUCUUCUCACUUCAUGAUAUGGCCUACACAGAGAUCUUCUCUCUUUGGGCAGUAAGCUCCAGGAAAUAUGGAGGCUUGAGCUAUUCAACAGAAGAUGUGGGAGAAGUUCUUGCUAUCACAGGUUUUGGCCUUCUGAUUUUUCAACUCUCCUUCUAUCCAUUUUUUGUGAGGAAGUUUGGACCGAUCAAGAUAGCUCGCAUUUUUGGUGCCUUGUCCAUUCCUUUAUUGCAACUUUAUCCAUAUUUGACCUUCCUCUCUGGAAUCAUGCUUCCCCUGUUGGUAAACUGCGCAUCUGUUUUAAAGAAUUCUUUAUCUGUGUCCAUUAUAACCGGCUUGUUCGUGUUGCAAAAUAAAGCUGUGGCUCAAAACCAAAGAGGAGCUGCAAAUGGCAUCGCAAUGACAGCAAUGUCCCUCUUUAAAGCUGCAGGUCCAGCCGGUGGAGGAGCACUAUUCUCAUGGGCACAAAAGCGUCAAGAUGCAAAUUUUUUUCCAGGUGAUCAAAUGGUAUUCUUUGUGCUUAAUAUAAUUGAGCUGAUUGGAGUGCUAAUGACUUUUUGUUUAGUCCUGAAGAAUUGAAGAUUUGUGUAUUAAAACAUUUUGUUUGUUGUAAGCUUUAUUGUGUCAAAAACUUAAGUCAAUUAAAAAGAAAUUGUAAAAU